GAUGUAAAAGACAUCUCCGGCGGUUGCGGAGCGUCGUUUGAGUGUGUUAUUGUCAGCUCUCAAUUUCAGGGUAAAGCCCCACUCGCCAGACAGAGAGCAGUGAACGCUAUCCUUAAAGAUGAACUGGCGGAGGUCCACGCUUUCGUACAGCGAUGCUACACUCCGGAACAAUGGGCGAAGAAACAGGAGAGCGCCUAA
Sphaeroforma arctica JP610 is the source of this 198-nucleotide messenger RNA. RefSeq lists its product as hypothetical. The transcript is spliced from 2 exons. The annotation marks the transcript as partial. The record is from RefSeq and is a predicted model, not a curated record. NCBI's taxonomy places the organism in Eukaryota, Ichthyosporea, Ichthyophonida. Gene Ontology annotation, biological process: intracellular iron ion homeostasis. Gene Ontology annotation, molecular function: 2 iron, 2 sulfur cluster binding. Gene Ontology annotation, cellular component: nucleus; cytosol.